This is a messenger RNA of Malassezia globosa CBS 7966, 2826 nucleotides long. RefSeq lists its product as uncharacterized. NCBI's taxonomy places the organism in Eukaryota, Fungi, Basidiomycota, Malasseziomycetes, Malasseziales, Malasseziaceae. The transcript has a single exon. The record is from RefSeq and is a predicted model, not a curated record. The coding region runs from base 1 to 2826 and encodes 941 amino acids. Gene Ontology annotation, cellular component: cytoplasm. Gene Ontology annotation, molecular function: zinc ion binding; metalloaminopeptidase activity; peptide binding. Gene Ontology annotation, biological process: proteolysis; peptide catabolic process.
AUGUGGGCUCCUUCAUCUGUUGCGACUGCAUUCCUGUUGGCAUGGAAGGCACUCGUGCAUCAAAGGGAAACGCAUGUCCCUGCAACACUGUUGCCAUCAGUGAAAAUUCCCUCAUCCUCACAGUCUGUUCAUCUCCCUGAUACCGCGCGUCCAACGCACUAUGACUUAUCGAUCAUGUCCGAUCUACAGGACUUGGAAUUUGCCGGGGGCGUGAAUAUUACACUCGACAUCCUGAAAAGCACUUCUAUUCUCGAAUUUCAUGCUGGUAGAAAUUUGCAACUUGGACGCGUACGGGUUCAGACUCAGGAUGGUGACAUGUACACUGUGACCCCUACGAUCCAUCAUGAUCGUGAACGUGCAAUGGUCAAGCUGCCCAAAAAGUUAGGUGAAAAUGAGCGUGUCUUCCUAUCAACUGGUUUUCGUGCUGCGAUUGAUCGAAGCUUGCGUGGUUUCUAUUAUUCGACAUGGGCGCAUGAAGGCCAGAUGGGCAGGUAUGCAUUGACGCAAUUUGAGCCCACGUCGGCUAGACGCGCUUAUCCAGGAUGGGAUGAACCCGCCUACAAAGCAAACUUCACGUUUCGUAUGUUGCAUCGCGUCAACACCACCGCUCUGGCAAACAUGCCGAGUGCAUACGAACGAUCCGUGGAUAAAGAAGAAGUCCGUCAACUUUUGCAAACAAGAUCGUCUGGACUUUCAUUACACCAAUACAACCUGGACGAAUGGCUUCUAACGGAAUUUGAGACGACGCCAAAAAUGGCUACGUACCUCGUAGCAUGGGCCAAUGGAGCUUUUCUGCACGUCUCCAACACGACCAUAUCCCCGUUGACGGGACGAGUCAUCCCGCUCCGCAUGUACACAACACCAGACUUGAUACAUCAGGCUGCAUUUUCGACUGAAGCCAUGGCCAAAAUACUGCCUGAAUAUGAGAAGGUUUUCGACAUCGCGUACCCGCUCCCCAAACUCGAUGCGCUUGUCGCCGCGGACUUCGACUUCGGUGCUAUGGAGAACUGGGGCCUCAUCACAGGUCGGAGCUCUAUAUUCAUGCAUGACGAAUCUAUGGGCCUGCGUGGAAUGAAAAACACCGCUGGCGUCAUGAGCCACGAAAUUGCACACAUGUGGUUUGGCGAUAUAGCAACAAUCGCAUGGUGGGAAAGCCUGUGGCUAAAUGAGGCGUUCGCGACACUCAUGGGCGAGGUCAUUGUCCUUGACCGCGUAUUUCCCGCGUGGAAAAGUGCGAGCGAGUUUGUUGUCAUGCACUGGAUGCGUGCACUGCAACUGGACGCGAAGCGCUCCUCGCAUCAGAUUGAGAUCCCACUCCAGAGUGAGCGGGUCGAAGAUGAAAUAACACAGGUUUUUGAUGAUAUUUCAUACUCCAAGGGCGCCAGUGUCUUGCGAAUGCUAUCCCAUAUGCUAGGCAAAGACGUCUUUCUCCGCGGGGUAAGCUUGUACUUGAAAAAACACCUAUACGGCAGUACUGUCACGGCGGACUUAUGGGACGGCAUCAGCCAGGCAGCCGGUAUCGAUGUGAACACGAUCAUGUCAAACUGGAUCCUACAACAAGGUUUCCCUGUCAUUAGUGCAACAGAGAAAGGAGAUUCGAUUUACGUCGAACAGCAUCGUUUUCUUCAAACAGGAGAUCCGACACCUGAAGAAGAUUCCACGCUGUGGCAUGUGCCCCUUGGUCUCAAAACAAAGAAAUACGUGGAUUCAAAGUCCAUGCUGCGUGGUCAGCGAUCGAUGCACAUUCCUUUCGAGCGCGCUAAUUCCUCAUUCUGGAAACUAAAUGCUGACACGACUGGCGUAUACCGAGUCGUUUACACACCUGAACAUCUGGCUAGGCUAGGGGAGGUUGCGUCAUUAGGUCCCUCAAGCCCUCUCUCUGUGGAAGAUCGUGUCGGUCUGAUUGAUGAUGCGUAUUCACUCGCACACGCAGGAUAUUCUAGAACGUCCUCAGCACUGACGCUGACUCACGCGCUGCAUGGCGAGACGAGCUCGCUAGUUCUGCAGGCGCUCGCUUUGAAGCUGGAGCAGUUAUCAAGUGCAUGGUGGGAACAGGCUGCUUCUGUUCGCGUAGGACUGAACCAGUUUCGUGCAGACCUGUUCGGUCCAUUAGCCCGAAAGUUGUCGUUCAAUGUUCGUGAUGACGAUUCGACAGAGACACGUGAAUUGCGCACGACCGUGAUUAGUGCGGCAGCUGCAGCUGGGGAUGCAUGGACACUCGGUGAGAUUCAUCGCCGUUUCACCCAUUGGCAAGAUACUGGCGAUGAUUCGCUCAUUCAUCCCGAUGUGCUUCGAACCGUGCUCAGUGAGGCAGUCAAGCAUGGCGAUGCGCAGGCCUAUAAGACGGUGCUUCAGUUGUAUCAUGCACCGCCGACACCCUUACAUCGAACAUGUGCGUUGAUGGCUCUGGGUUCUGUACAACGCCCAGACCUGAUUGCACGUACGCUAUCCUUGGUCUUUGAUGGUGACAUUAAGACUCAGGACUACACGUACAUUUUCAACGCGCUCUCGAGCAACACCUUCAGCCGACGAGCGCUUUGGAAUGAGACGAAGAAGCACUUUGACGAGCUCUCAAAGAGACUUGAAGGCAAUUUCUCGCUUAUGGGUGUGGUAAAAGCCGCUAUCAGUGCUUUGUCUAGCGAGGAAGACCUUGCUGAUAUUCAGCGGUUCUUUGCUCACCGAUCUACCACUAUGUACCACAUGAGUCUCGCGCAAGGACUUGAGUCUGUUUUGUCACAAGCUCGAUGGAUCCAACGCGAUGCAGAGGAUGUGCAGCAAUGGCUUUUCCAGCACCAUUACCUCCCAACCUUAAUGUCAGUGGUGUAG